Eucalyptus grandis is the source of this 1603-nucleotide messenger RNA. Its product is annotated as G-type lectin S-receptor-like serine/threonine-protein kinase At4g03230. Lineage: Eukaryota; Viridiplantae; Streptophyta; Magnoliopsida; Myrtales; Myrtaceae. Gene Ontology annotation, molecular function: protein kinase activity; ATP binding. The transcript is spliced from 4 exons. Gene Ontology annotation, biological process: protein phosphorylation. The record is from RefSeq and is a predicted model, not a curated record. Bases 602 to 1225 code for a protein of 207 amino acids.
UAAAAAAAGAGAAAAAUUAAAUUAAAAAAAUAAAGAUAAAGUAGUUGAAAGUGUCGUGAGAGAGUUUUACCAUCUCUAUUUGCAAAUUUUUUGACUCUUUUUAUUAAUGUGUUGAUGGAAAAGGAUCAUUGCAGAAAAGACAUAAAGUGAAACUUUUAUACUUAGUUGCUCCGACCGUUGCUGCAAUGUUCAUCCUUAUAUUCGGUGGCUUAUUUUACAUGAGAAGGCAGCUUGGUAGUACACAAGGGAGCAGGGAAAGCACUCAAGAAAAUCCCGACUUUCGUCUAUACGACAACAAGAAACAGAUCAAAAUGUGGAUGGAUUCUCGCCAAUUCGAGAAGGAAGAUAAGAAAGGCAUAGACGUGCCAUUUUUUGAUUUUGAAAUUAUUCGUGUCCCUAUUCCCUUUUACUUCAGGGCAUAGCUAUAGUAGAUAGUAGCACUCAACAAUCUCUUUUUCUUCGUAAAGAUUUUAAGUUAGUCCAAAAGAGUUUUAUCAAAUGACUUUGCUACUACACAAAUUAAAAUAAAAACCUUGUAGAUCGAACAAGGUGUCUGACCUGGGAAAUACACUUUGAGAUUAUCUUGGGAAUUGCACAGGGAAUGCUCUAUCUUCACCAAGAUUCUAGGCUGACAAUCAUUCACAGAGAUCUCAAGACGAGCAACAUUUUGCUUGAUGAGGAGAUGACUCCCAAAAUUUCCGACUUUGGUUUGGCACGGAUAUUUGAGGCAAAACAAAUUGAAGCAAUCACGCAAAGAGUGAUGGGAACAUAUGGAUAUAUGUCUCCAGAGUAUGCUUUGGACAGAUUUAUCUCAUUCAAGUCUGAUGUUUUUAGUUUUGGUGUCAUCGUGUUGGAGAUUAUUAGCGGGAAACAUAACACGAGCUUUUAUCAGUCCAAAGGAACAAUGAACCUUCUCAAUCAUACAUGGAAAUUAUGGAAUGACAAUAAAGCAUUGCACUUGAUGGAUCGAGUGUUGCACGAAACUCACAUCAGAGAUCAAGUUUUGAAGUGCAUAAACGUGGAGCUUUUAUGCGUGCAAAAAGACCCAGGCGAUCGUCCCACAAUGUCAGAUGCAGUUUUCAUGCUCGGUAGUGAAACAAUGACUCUUCCAGCUCCGAAGAAACAGGCUUUUGCAGUUAGGAUAGGCGUUUCUACAACGUCUUCUUCUUCCAGCAAACCAGAGUCGUGUGCGAUGUUAUCGACUACUCUGGGACAAGGACGGUAAUUUUAAAUCUUCCUCGAAUCCAUUCCACAUCCGAAUAGUCGAAAGCGUUGGCCAUCAGGCAUUUUGUUUAACUAGGAGUGCCUCAAAUAUUUGCUUUAUAAUACUCCUUGCUCCUCCAAGAAAAUACAGUUGACUCUCUAUUGACUGUUGAUGCUCCUCCUCAGCCUAAAGACUGUACAAUACUAACAUCCCCGAAUCCGCGUCUUGAUCACCAGAGCAGAUUAUUUUCCUGUCGUUUCCCGUACUUUUCAUUGGUAAUAAGUUUUUUCUGAUGCAAUUGAGUUGUAAAAUCAAUUUCCUACUGGGUUAUUGUCAUCCUAUCAAACUCACAAUCUACCACACUCUAGCAUACUCCGGAGAAAAUCUGUUUAUGAAUUG